AUGUCAAAGGCCGAGGAGGCCAAGAAGCUGGCUGGGCGCGCGGCCGUGGAGAACCACGUGAGGAAUAACCAAGUGCUGGGAAUCGGGAGCGGUCCUACAACUGUCCACGCCAUGCAGCGAAUAGCUGAAAGAGUGAAACAAGAGAAUCUGAACCUCGUCUGUAUUCCCACCUCCUUCCAGGCCCGUCAGCUCAUCCUGCGGUAUGGCUUAACUCUCAGUGACCUGGACCGACACCCAGAGAUGGAUCUUGCCAUCGAUGGUGCUGAUGAAGUUGAUGCUGACCUCAACCUCAUCAAGGGUGGUGGAGGCUGCCUGACCCAGGAGAAGAUUGUGGCCGGCAACGCCAGUCUCUUCAUCGUGAUUGCCGAUCUCAGGAAAGAUUCAAAGAACCUCGGGGAUCAGUGGCACAAGGGCAUCCCCAUUGAGGUCAUCCCUAUGGCCUAUGUCCCAGUGAGCCGAACUGUGACCCAGAAGUUUGGGGGCGUGAUUGAACUUCGCAUGGCCGUCAACAAGGCAGGUCCUGUGGUGACAGAUAAUGGGAACUUUAUCCUGGACUGGAAGUUUGACCGGGUCCACAAAUGGAGUGAAGUGAACACAGCCAUCAAAAUGAUCCCAGGCGUGGUGGACACGGGGCUGUUCAUCAACAUGGCGGAGAGAGUCUACUUCGGGAUGCAGGACGGCUCUGUGAACAUGAGGGAGAAGCCAUUCUGA
Messenger RNA from Rangifer tarandus platyrhynchus (Svalbard reindeer), 711 nucleotides. The record is from the annotation of a GenBank genome assembly. Lineage: Eukaryota; Metazoa; Chordata; Mammalia; Artiodactyla; Cervidae.